CGUCAUGACGCCUCACACGCAGCCCCACCCCUGCAGAGAUCCGCGGUGGGACGGAACCUGGGUUUCUCUCAAACCGGGAAUGUGAGGCUUUGGCCUGGCCGGCCGCUGUUCUCGGUACCACUUUUCACCCGGGGCUGCGUCCGCUGCCGCGGUUCCUCAGUUCGCCCGCGGAGGCAGGGCAGCCGUGCCUUUUGCCGUGCGCCCGCGUGGCUGCCACCGCCCCUCCGAAUCCUCCGGGGCCGCAGAGGGGUUCGCUACGGAGGGAGGCGGGGGCCUUCGGGAGGAGGCGGAGGAGGCGGAGGAGGAGGGAAGGAAGAUGGCGGCCGUGGAACUAGAGUGGAUCCCAGAGACUCUCUAUAACACCGCCAUCUCCGCUGUCGUGGACAACUACAUCCGCUCCCGCCGAGACAUCCGCUCCUUGCCCGAGAACAUCCAGUUCGAUGUUUACUACAAGCUUUACCAACAGGGACGCUUAUGUCAACUGGGCAGUGAAUUUUGUGAAUUGGAAGUUUUUGCUAAAGUACUGAGAGCUUUGGAUAAAAGACAUUUGCUUCAUCAUUGUUUUCAGGCUUUGAUGGAUCAUGGUGUUAAAGUUGCUUCAGUCUUGGCCUACUCAUUCAGUAGGCGGUGCUCCUAUAUAGCAGAAUCAGAUGCUGCAGUAAAGGAAAAAGCCAUUCAGGUUGGCUUUGUUUUAGGUGGCUUUCUUUCAGAUGCAGGCUGGUACAGUGAUGCUGAGAAAGUUUUUCUGUCCUGCCUUCAGUUGUGUACUCUACAUGAUGAGAUGCUUCAUUGGUUUCGUGCAGUAGAAUGUUGUGUGAGAUUGCUUCAUGUGCGAAAUGGAAACUGCAAAUAUCAUUUGGGUGAAGAAACAUUUAAAUUAGCUCAGACAUAUAUGGAUAAACUAUCAAAACAUGGCCAGCAAGCAAAUAAAGCUGCACUCUAUGGAGAACUGUGUGCACUCCUGUUUGCAAAAAGUCACUAUGAUGAGGCAUACAAAUGGUGCAUUGAGGCAAUGAAAGAAAUUACAGCAGGCUUACCAGUGAAAGUUGUGGUGGAUGUUUUAAGACAAGCUUCUAAGGCUUGUGUAGUAAAACGUGAAUUUAAGAAGGCAGAACAGUUAAUUAAACAUGCAGUGUAUUUGGCACGGGAUCAUUUUGGAUCCAAACAUCCAAAAUAUUCUGAUACACUGCUAGAUUAUGGGUUCUACUUACUCAAUGUAGAUAAUAUUUGUCAGUCUGUUGCAAUUUAUCAGGCAGCCCUUGACAUUCGACAGUCAGUGUUUGGUGGCAAAAAUAUCCAUGUAGCAACAGCUCAUGAAGAUUUGGCUUACUCUUCAUAUGUCCACCAGUAUAGCUCUGGGAAAUUUGACAAUGCACUAUUUCAUGCAGAAAGAGCUAUUGGUAUCAUUACCCACAUCCUACCUGAAGAUCAUCUUCUUUUGGCUUCUUCAAAGAGGGUGAAAGCACUUAUUUUAGAGGAGAUUGCAAUUGACUGUCAUAAUAAGGAAACUGAACAGAGGCUACUUCAAGAAGCUCAUGAUUUGCACCUGUCUUCACUCCAGCUAGCUAAAAAAGCUUUUGGGGAAUUUAACGUACAGACUGCAAAGCACUAUGGAAACCUUGGAAGACUUUAUCAGUCAAUGCGAAAAUUUAAGGAAGCUGAAGAAAUGCACAUCAAAGCAAUUCAGAUUAAAGAACAACUUCUUGGUCAAGAAGAUUAUGAAGUAGCCCUUUCAGUGGGACAUCUGGCUUCUUUAUAUAAUUAUGACAUGAAUCAGUAUGAAAAUGCUGAGAAACUUUAUUUGCGAUCUAUAGCAAUUGGGAAGAAACUUUUUGGUGAAGGCUACAGUGGACUAGAAUAUGAUUAUCGAGGUCUUAUUAAACUUUACAACUCCAUUGGAAAUUAUGAAAAAGUGUUUGAAUAUCACAAUGUUCUGUCUAACUGGAACCGGUUGCGAGAUCGGCAGUAUUCAGUGACAGAUGCACUUGAAGAUGUCAACACCAGCCCCCAGUCCACUGAAGAAGUGGUGCAGUCCUUCCUGAUUUCUCAGAAUAUUGAGGGACCGAGCUGCUGAGGGAGGACCUCAGUUAACCAAUUACCUUUUCCCAGAUUCCAGGGAAUUCAUACUGUGAAAUCAAAACCAUGUUGUUUUGGGGGGCUGGAAUUUGCAUUGAAACACUGGUCCAGUCCAUUGAAGACCCUAUUUUGGGUGAUCCCUAUCUUGCAGAGUGUCUGUAGGAAUAAGCGUGUAUUCAGUUACAUUCAGCAUGUACCGCAUGUGUAAGUAGUCUGGCCCACAUUUUCAACCUAGUAGAACAAACAAUAGGAAAUCUUUUUUGUUUUUAAAAAAUUCAUUUUGCAGAAAGCCUGAAAGAAUAAAACAUACCCCUAAAUAAAACUAUUUAAGAGUUUAAAAGAGUUGCAUUCUUAUUAUGUAAGGAUGAUUUUUAACAACUUUUUAAUAUGUAAUUCUUCCAUGUGGAGGUAUUCAAUACUGUAGUGUAAAGGAAUUUUAUGGGGAAUAUCUUUAUAUGCAGUAUAGAAAAGUUAACACAAGUACUUAUAAAAGAGGGACAUCCCAAAUUAUGUUUGGCUAUCUUGCCCGGAGAAGUGGAUAAAACCACUCUGUAUUACAAGGAAAGGACUGUCAGAUUUAUCUGAACUGGACCAGUGUUGAUCUGUAAAUAGAAAAUCUGAUAGACCAGUAUUACUGACUUUCUUUUUUUUUUUUUUUUUGGUACAACAGUGCAAGAUGCUCUGAUGGUAUUUACUAACAGGACCAGGAGGAUCUAAAAAGGACCAGCCUAAUGUAGAAGGUGAUUAUUUGGACCAGAGGCUUUAGAUUAUUGUUUUAGACCCUAUGUAUACUUUUAUCGGAAUGAUUUUAUUUAGAUGUAUGAUGAAAAAGGAUAAUGCAAAAAUUAUAUUCAUGUAAUAGAUACCAAUUAGGAAAGUUUGGCAAUUUCAGUGACGUAUUUUUAGUCAAGGUACACAGAUGGCAGUGCCAUAAGCAAGUCUAUUAAAUAUCGGCUGCAGCCAUCCCCCUCAUUUUAAAUGGUGCCCUAAUAAUCAAUGCAGUUAACAAGUGUAUUGGCUGUGAGUCAUGAAAUAGCUCAUGUUCAGAUGGAAAUGUUAGGUUACUGUAUGGUUUAUGGAGAUUAAUGAAAAUGAAUGCCCAAAAAUAAGUCUUAGAAAAUCUUCUGUUUUUAUGGUAAAUAGUAAUACAACUAGGUCAUUUCAUUUGAAAUCUAGGAGUCAAAUGGAAAGAUCCCCUAAUAAUACAACGAUUUCACUAACUUGACUCUCUGUUUAUUGGGUUUUGAUUUGAUUUUUUUAAAGCCAGUCAAGUUAUUUAAUAAUGAGGUAAUAAAUUUAAGAAUUUGUGACAUGUAGUAAUUCAAGAAACAAAAAGGUGUUUUGCUGUUACCUCAAUUCUUACUGUAGUAGCCUAACUAAUGCUUCUAUAGUUAAGAAUCUGGGUUCCCCCCCUAUUUUCAGGGGUUCAUGACUUGGCUGUUAAAGAUGUUGCUCCUAGCUAAUGUUUGGAGUAGUCUGUGGGUGAAUGGAUGUGUGUUGAAUUUUAGUUUUCUUUUAACAUGCAUGUUGGGUGAGAGGGGAAAAAAUCUAAACUGUCUGCCGCAUUGAUCUUGAGUACAGAAAAAUUAAUUGUAGGUUUCAAAUUUUAUUAAUAUUUUAAGCACUUUUUUGAACUUCCCAACCUUGUUUGAAGCUGUUAUUUGCAGUCCUAUUAGUUAUAAGCCAGUGCAUUUAAGUCCCUAGGAGGGAAUUGGUUGGGGGAUGUGAAAGAGUUGAAGCAUGCCCACACCCUAAGAUGAUAACUGGGUGAUUUAGAAACCUGGGUUUAUUCCUCAAAUUGAAUUAUUUUCUUUUUAAAUUUGGAAGAGUAGAUUGACAUACUUGCAGUUUAUGAAGCUGCCCCCACCCCUCACCCCUCAGUUAAUUGCAGUCUAAUGCCAAGAGGCACUCUUUAUUAAUUACCAAAUAGUCUUUGUGACCAGGGACUAAACGUUUUUAAGUUACUCAGCUCUAUCCUCAUGGGCCUAUGUAUUUAAUACCUCCAAAGAUCUUUUCAGGAUAGGCUUUGUAUGCUUUUAUGGUAAUUUAGAAUCCAGUGGUAUGUUUGUGGUAUAGGAAUGUCAUGGUAAAUGUUUUUUAAUAAAUAUUUUGAACAUGUUUCCAUAUGAAGUUUUUUUUUUUUUCAAUCUGUAUUUUUUGGUUUUGUGCACAUACAGCAUUUUCUGGGAUAAAAAUAAACAAAUGACUUACAGCCUCAUUGUCCCUAACUCAGUUUGAACUCAGCUUAGCUCACACUCAGUGAUAAAACAACAUGGUGUUUAAAAGUUAGAAGCGUAGGAUCACAGGGUGAUAAUGUCAAUUGGCAGCCAGUUUUGUUUUUCUGAAACAUCGUUAUUGGCAGUUUCUUCUUAUCACCACUGCUUUAAUGUAUAUAUAUAUAUAUAUUAUUUUUUUGUAAAUCCACAUACUUUAAUGCAUACACUCUAGCUUAAGAAAACAUUUUCACUUUUGGUUAGGGAUCUGACUUAAUACACUAUUAUUUCUGGUUCUAAUGAAGAGUAAUACCUUAUAACUUUAAGAUUCAUCCUUUUAGUAGGGAUGUUUAGGACAAGUUAGACGUGUGCGGCUAUGAUUUGUUGGUUUUUAAAAAAAAAAUCUCGAAGAAAGGAAUAAAAUUUAUCUUACAAUAAGUUACCUUGCACAAACUUUUUACAUAUGGUGAAGUGUGUAAGGAAGCCCUGGCCAACUUAAAGGUUUUUCUGGAGGUUCAGCAAAGUCAUGUUAAAUGAGGGCCUUUGAUCUCAUCCUCCUCUGACUCUUCUCUUCUACCCAGUCUUUUCCUAAGGUUUGGUGCUACUCAAGUUGGGUGCAUUAGGGAUCUCUGUCUGCACUCGCAUGUGUCGCUCAGGUCGCCAUUCAUGCCUGCAUUCCAUUUAUUAGAGCUAAUUGGGAUUUUUAGAGCAUAAUCUAAUUUAGAGUCCUUAAAGCUGACUUUGCCAGAGGGAUUGAGACCCUUAUUACCAUCAAAUCUCUGUCUCUGCUUGGUUAAAAAUUGAUUCACUAUUGCUUUAUAGUAACCCAUGCCCAGGUAUUUUUUUAUUUGUGAAAAGAAAGGAUUUGAGAAAGACCUUGGGUCCUAGUCUGUUAGGAAGAGUUUAUAAUUUUGUGAAAAUUAAGUACAGAGGCUGCAAUCUUAGAAAUAAUGAGGGUGCCAUCUGGCUGCUCCCUAAUAGUGCACACCAAAAAACUGCAGUAAACACAUGCCGAAACAUGAUUGAAACCUUUGGCCAAAGCUUUAUACAUAGAAAUAAUGAUUUGCUCAUAACAGGUAUCGUUAACUGCCAUUUUUUAUGUUUUUCCUAAAACAUAAAAACACAAAUUUCUGUAGCCUUGCUGCUUCCUUUUUAUUUUUUUGAGUGGCAAAGUUACUGCUGGAAAAACACUAAUUUAUAAGUACAAAUUUUUCUUAGAGUUUUGUUUGCUUUAAAAGUGAACGUGUAUUUCACCUCUUGGCUAUGGAGGAUCUUCGUUGCCAGGAAAUUCUUUUUUUUUUUUUUUUUAGACAGAGUUUCACUCUUGUUGCCCAGGCUGGAGUGCAAUGGCACUGUCUUGGCUCACUGCAGCCUCCACCUCCCCGGUUCAAGCAAUUCUCCUGUCUCAGCCUCCUGAGUUACUGGUAUUACAGGCACCUGCCACCACGCCCAGCUAGGAAAUUCUUUUCUUGUUAUUAAAUAUGACAUUUGGAUUAAUCUCCAGCUUCAACACUAGUUCUUUUGUCCAUAAAUCUCAGGAAUGUUUUAGGCAGAAAACUGGUUUUACCCUGUUGAUAAUCAGAAGGAGUGUGCUUUAGGAUUUAUUGCAUAAUACUAUUCUUUAAUUGCAGUCCUAGGUAUCUAUAGCAUGAGUGGCCUUAGUGAGUUUGUUGAAGUGCACAUGUUUUUCAAGAGUAAAAUUUAAGAUUAAAAAUAUAUGCUAUAUAUAGAUAUCUAGAAAACUUGGUUUGUGGUGCACAGUUAAGUGUUGGAUCACUAAAUAACCAUUGCAGGUACCAUUUGUGUAACAUUACUCAUUUCUGUAUAUUCCUUUUAUGGGAGGAUAUGUUGCCAUGGUAACUAAAACUUUUCAGUUUAGUUCUACUUUUACGAUGUGAAUGAAUGCUACAUUUUACUAAAUAUUACCAGGUCAGUACUAUUUUUAUACUUUAUUAAGCAACAGGGGAUUUCAGUUUAAUAGACUCAAAAAGUUCUUAAUGGAACAGUUAAAAGCAAAACACUAACAAUCUAACAUGAAAAUCCCCACUAGUAGUGCCACAAUAAUUUCUAUAGAAAUAUCUAAGGUCAUUAAAUAGAUUUUUGAAGACAAUUCUUCAUUAUGUCAGGAUGACCUUUCAUAUCAUUCUCACCAACUUGUAGUGCCCACCAUUAUUUGUAACUAUUAAACCAUACUAAGUAUGUUUGUAACCAGCAUUGUGAUAUAUUCUGUACUUGUAUUGCUAAAAAUGAAUUAUUGACCUAAUAAAUAUAGAGUUCCUGCA
Molecule: messenger RNA, 6571 nt
Organism: Callithrix jacchus (white-tufted-ear marmoset)
Lineage: Eukaryota; Metazoa; Chordata; Mammalia; Primates; Cebidae
Gene: APPBP2
Product: amyloid beta precursor protein binding protein 2
Biological process (GO): proteasome-mediated ubiquitin-dependent protein catabolic process; intracellular protein transport
Cellular component (GO): Cul2-RING ubiquitin ligase complex
Molecular function (GO): protein binding; ubiquitin-like ligase-substrate adaptor activity
Source: RefSeq, a predicted model, not a curated record